This is a messenger RNA of Sorex araneus (European shrew), 6641 nucleotides long. It is a transcript of the gene ABL2, whose product is annotated as ABL proto-oncogene 2, non-receptor tyrosine kinase. The coding region runs from base 77 to 3235 and encodes 1052 amino acids. The transcript has 12 exons. Lineage: Eukaryota; Metazoa; Chordata; Mammalia; Eulipotyphla; Soricidae. Gene Ontology annotation, biological process: regulation of apoptotic process; protein phosphorylation. Gene Ontology annotation, molecular function: non-membrane spanning protein tyrosine kinase activity; ATP binding; protein binding. The record is from RefSeq and is a predicted model, not a curated record.
CGGCGUUGGCGGCGGCGGCGGCGGCGGGGGCAUGUGAGCGCGGCCGGCGCGGGCGGCCGACGACGCGCGCGGCGCGAUGGGGCAGCAGGUGGGCCGCGUCGGGGAGGCUCCGGGGCUGGCGGCGCCGCCCGCCCGCGGGCUCCGGGGCAGCAGCGGCGCGGCCAGGCCGGGCUUCCGCCGGCGGGACCCCACGGGGCGCAGCGCCGACGCCGGCUUCAACGUCUUCGCGCAGCACGAUCACUCUGCCCGCUGUGUGGAGGCUGGAUUUGAUGAGGGCGACCAGACUGGAGGCUGCCCAGAAGCGCUGCACCGGCCGUUUGGCUGCGACGUGGAGUCGCAGGCCCUGAACGAGGCCAUUCGCUGGAGCUCCAAGGAGAACCUGCUGGGCGCCACGGAGACGGACCCCAACCUCUUUGUCGCACUCUACGACUUCGUCGCCAGCGGGGACAACACCCUCAGCAUCACGAAAGGCGAGAAGCUGCGCGUGCUGGGCUACAACCAGAACGGCGAGUGGAGCGAGGUGCGCUCCAAGAACGGGCAGGGCUGGGUGCCCAGCAACUACAUCACGCCCGUCAACAGCCUAGAGAAGCACUCGUGGUACCACGGGCCCGUGUCGCGCAGCGCCGCCGAGUACCUGCUCAGCAGCCUCAUCAACGGCAGCUUCCUGGUGCGCGAGAGCGAGAGCAGCCCCGGGCAGCUGUCCAUCUCGCUGCGCUACGAGGGCCGAGUGUACCACUACCGCAUCAACACGGCGGCCGACGGCAAGGUGUACGUGACGGCCGAGAGCCGCUUCAGCGCCCUGGCCGAGCUCGUGCACCACCACUCGACCGUGGCCGACGGGCUGGUGACCACGCUGCACUACCCGGCGCCCAAGUGCAACAAGCCCACGGUCUAUGGCGUGUCGCCCAUCCACGACAAGUGGGAGAUGGAGCGCACCGACAUCACCAUGAAGCACAAGCUGGGUGGCGGCCAAUACGGGGAGGUCUACGUGGGCGUCUGGAAGAAGUACAGCCUCACCGUGGCCGUGAAGACCCUGAAGGAGGACACCAUGGAGGUGGAGGAGUUCCUCAAGGAGGCCGCGGUGAUGAAGGAGAUCAAACACCCCAACCUGGUCCAGCUGCUCGGCGUGUGCACGCUGGAACCGCCCUUCUACAUCGUGACCGAGUACAUGCCCUACGGCAACCUGCUGGACUACCUGCGCGAGUGCAGCCGUGAGGAGGUGACGGCCGUGGUGCUGCUCUACAUGGCCACGCAGAUCUCCUCGGCCAUGGAGUACCUGGAGAAGAAGAACUUCAUCCACCGGGACCUCGCAGCUCGGAACUGCCUCGUGGGGGAGAACCACGUGGUGAAGGUGGCCGACUUCGGCCUGAGCCGGCUGAUGACCGGGGACACCUACACGGCCCACGCCGGCGCCAAGUUCCCCAUCAAGUGGACGGCGCCCGAGAGCCUGGCCUACAACACCUUCUCCAUCAAGUCCGACGUCUGGGCUUUCGGGGUCCUGCUGUGGGAAAUCGCCACCUAUGGGAUGUCACCGUACCCAGGGAUCGACCUGUCGCAGGUCUACGAUCUCCUGGAGAAGGGGUACCGGAUGGAGCAGCCCGAGGGGUGCCCCCCAAAGGUCUACGAGCUCAUGAGAGCCUGCUGGAAGUGGAGCCCGGCCGACAGGCCCUCGUUUGCUGAGACACACCAGGCCUUUGAGACCAUGUUCCACGACUCCAGUAUUUCGGAAGAGGUGGCGGAGGAGCUGGGGCGAGCCGCGUCCUCGUCGUCCAUCGUGCCCUACCUGCCACGGUUGCCGCUGCUGCCGUCCAAGACGCGGACGCUCAAGAAGCCGGCGGACAACAAGGAGAACGUGGACGGGACCGCGGACGCCGCCACCGAGAACUCCGCAGGGCUGCUCCGCGGCGCGCAGGUCCCCGGCGGCUCCCCGGCGCUGCCCCGCAAGCAGCGGGACAAGUCCCCCGUGGGGCUCCUGGACGACGGGCGCGAGGCGGGCUUCGCGCGCGACCGCAAGGGCGGCUUCUUCAGCUCGUUCAUGAAGCGGCGCAGCGCGCCCGCCCCGCCGCGCCGCAGCAGCUCGUUCCGCGAGAUGGAGCCGCCGCCCGCGCGCAGGACGGAGCCGCCCGGGGAGGACGCGGGCGCCGGCGGCUGGGCCGGCCUCUCGGGCUUCUUCACGCCGCGCCUCAUCAAGAAGACGCUGGGGCUGCGCGCCGGCAAGCCCGCGGCCGGCGACGACGCGGCCAAGCCCUUCCCGCGCUCCAACUCCACGUCGUCCGUGUCCGCGGGCCCCGCCGAGCAGGACCGCCUGACCAUGACGCUGCCCCGCAACUGCCCGCGCGCGCGCCCGCCGCUCGAGAGGACCGCGUCGGCCGCGUCCCCGCCCGACGACGGCGACUCGCUGCCCCGGCGCCCCGACGCCGCGCGGCCCCGUGCCAAGCUGCUGGCGCGCGCCGAGCGCGAGCACGAGCGGGACCGGGACCGGGACGCGCGCGCUGACGAGGGUGAGGCGGGCGCCUGGAGCCACAAGGUGCCCGUGCUCAUCUCGCCUGCGCCCGAGCGCGGCCCAGGGCUGCCGCUCGUGGGCACCGACUCUCAGGGCAACAAGUUCAAGCUCCUGUCCGAGCACCCCGGGGACAAGGACCGGCAGCGUCGCGUGAAGCCCAAGUGCGCGCCGCCGCCCCCGCCCGGGCCGCGCCCUGACGAGCCCGCGCCCCCCGCCGCCGCCGCACCCGCCGCUGCAGAGGCCCCCGAGGCCGGGAAGAGGCCGGGGCCCGCGGGGGGCAAGGCCCCAAGGCCCGCCCUGCCCCCGCCGCAAGUGCCUCCGGCCGGGCCAGCCAUGUCCCCCGCCAAGCUGGCCAACGGCACGGCGGGGGCCAAGGUGGCGCUGCGCAAGACGCGGCCGGCGGCCGAGCGGGGCCCGGCCGAGAAGGUGAGCCGCGAGGCGCUGCUGCACUGCGCCGACCUGCUGUCCAGCGCCAUCGCCGAGCCCGUGCCCAACAGCCAGCUGGUGGACACGGGCCACCAGCUGCUGGGCUACUGCUCGGGCUACGUGGACUGCAUCCCCCAGACCCGCAACAAGUUCGCCUUCCGCGAGGCUGUGAGCAAACUGGAGCUGAGCCUGCACGAGCUGCAGGUGGCCCCCGCCGCCGCCUCAGCCGGGGGCCCCGGGGCCAACCCCGCGCUCGGCCACCUGCUGUCGUGCGUGCAGGAGAUUAGCGACGUGGUGCAGAGGUAGCCGCCGCCCGCCGGGAGCCCGGGAGGCGCGUGUGUCCCCGUGUUCGUGUCCUCGCCCGUCGGACGCCGCGUGCCGCCCGCCGAGCUCUCAGUUUACAGGGUCAUCUCAGUUACCGAAAGGAAAAAAAACGCGAACCCCGGCUUGGGCCGAGGCUGGGGGCCGGGCACUCGCCCGCGAGACCGGAAGCCCAGGUGGCACCUCAGGGAGCGCGGGUGGCCGUCGGCGAGGCCCCGGGGCUCCAGCGGGCACCCUGGGCCCGUCUGAUCAGGGACGCGGCGGGCACGGCGCAGAGAAACAGGGAAAGCGCCCGAGAUACAGUUCCCACCAGCGGCGGGAAGCAGGUGACAAGGUCACAUGGUGAGCAAGGGCGCCGCGGCCAAGGUUGCGUGGGCAAGGUCAUGCCAGGAACCCCAUUCAGGGCGCUGCUGUGCCAGGCCCGUCCUGUUGCCCGGGGUGCCUGGGUCAGUGCCGGAAAGGGGGCGCAGGGAGGCCGUGGGGGCACCAGGCCCUGCCCUGUCCCCCCGCUGGCAAGUGAGGCCCUGCUCCCAGGGGCCCCCAGCCCCCGUUUGCUGCUUGUGGCAGCCCCAGAUUCAGGGUUUGGGAACAUGGGUCCUACACACAUCUCAGGGCAGGGGGCGCCUCUGCCCCCGCCCCUCCCCUUCCCUGCACACCCGGGGCCUCUCCUCCCUGCCAGCUUGUUUGAGGGGGUCCGGCGUGGCUGCGUGCCAUCGUUUCUGUUCCAAGGCGGCUGCUGCCGGGCGCGCGGGUCAGCGUGUGGGCCGUGGGUCAGCUGUCCGUGUCAUCCUGGAGUGCCCUAGUGGCUCAGGGCCCAGUCACCGCUCCCCUGGCCCCGGGAGCCUCCUGGCGUCCCGCCCCAGGACACAGGGAGAGGGGGCGGGAGCGUCUCCCCAGCUCCUGGUGGGGGUGCACCCCGGGGGUCCUGGCACCCCCUGGUGGCUGACGGUCCCUCCAUGGCUUUGUGGCCGAUGGGGCAGGUCGGAACCUCGGCUCUGGAGGUCGGGGCCCCAGGAGGAAGCGGGGGGGCAGGAGGGGGCGGGUGCUGGAAGCGGCCGCACUGGGUGCGUCCUUGGGGGUCCGGGCCCCUGGGACCUGCAUCUUCAGCCUGGCGCCCUCCCGCCCCCUCCCCCGUACCUCCAGAAACUUGAACCCAUUUCGUUGCAGACUGCAGGGGCAGGGAGGGGGCGUCUCCAACACCCGUGUCAGUUGCUGCUUUCUCGGCGGGCCCCCGGGCCCGGUGUGUGUGGCAGGGUCACGGUUCUGCAGGGGCGCCCCCUCCUCAGGCUCAGAGUCAUCUGCAGCGGGCGCCCGGCCGGUAGCCUCGCUGCCCCCCCGUCCAUCACUGCUGCUUGGAUUGGGGUGGGGGAGGGUCUCGGGGGCAGCUCAGAGCCCCUGUCCACUGGGCUCGGGAGGCGCGACUCAGCCCUUGCCCGGACGGACACCAUCUCCGCGCGUUUUGUGUCUGCGUCCUGCCUGAGACGGGCCUGGUGGGCUUCCUGGAGAAGGCGGCACCGCUUGGGGCUUCCACCUUAAGCUGGCCCUGCCAGGACCCGGCUGCGGGCACUUGCCCAGUGGAGCUCGAGGCCGUGAGAGCGAAUCGCCCUGGGCGGGGGUCCGGGAGCAGGGGAUACUACUGUAACUACCUCAGGGUUGGAAGGUCGCGGGACCUGGGGGUCGCCGAGGGGUCGCCUGCCCUGCUGCUGCUCGCCGGGGGAGGGGUCGCGCCCUGCUGGCCCCGCGGAGGCGGCAGGGGACUGGAUUUUGCGCCUGUGCCCACCGUGGCUCGAAGCUGGGGCCCGCCCCGCUGCCCUGAGAAUCACUGCCCGCAGCGGCCCGGCCAGACAAUCAGUGCCCGCCGCAGCCCUGCGCCGGGGCGCGCACUCGGGGCCCCGACAGCGGCACUCAGCACUUUGAGGGGCCCCCCUGCCGCCCAGCACACCCGCCAACGCAAGCCCGACACCCGCCUUCUGGGACGCUCGAGCCGUCUGAAAAGCACUUUGAGAAAAAAAGCACCGAGUGUCGCGGGGCAGGUGCCGGUGGGGGUGACCUGGGACGCAGACCUAGAGACCCUCCCCCACCCCAGGGGGGAACGGCCAGCAGGGGUGAAGAGACCCCACCCCUCUGGGCUGCACCCCCCACCGAGGGCUGUGACCUGUGACACGUGGGGGCAGUCAGGUGACCCUGGGACCAGAGCACUUUGGGGGAGACUCCGCGGGAGGGUGACUGGAGUGGGAGGUGGUCAUCGGCUGCUUAGGGGUGCACAGCGGGCCCCGCCCCGCCUGUCCCCCGCCCUGACGCGGGUCAGCCACCCUGGCCUCGGGGCCUGUCAUCUUGCUGCCGUGACAUGUUCUUCCUGACUUAGGGGUCUGUCUUGGCGCUCCGGGGUCCCCCCGGGCAUCUGGCCCUUCUGGGGGACCCCUGGGUCCCCCGAGAUGGUGGCCGCGGGCUCUCGGCUCCGUGCAACUGCCAGGACGACUGUCCCCUGCUGGAGCGGCCCUCCGGGGACCCACACACAGUGCCCUGCCCUCCCGGGCCUGGUGUGUGCAGAGGGUCCUUCUGCCUGGCCCCUGGGCGCCCGUGCCAGUGGUGCCUUUGGGUGCCAACUGACCGGAGUUUGUGUGGGCGAGUUUGGGGGGGGGCGUGCUCCCAGCCCCCACCCGCCCUUCAGGGUCAGCGGGGCGCCCUCUCCAAGUGCACUUAUUACUUAGUUCCGACGCCCACUUCCACGCUCGGCUGGACCCCGCCUCCCCUCCCCUCCCCCGCGGCACAGCUGCCAGGUGCUGGGGUCUGAGCUGGGAUUUGCCUGCCAGACGCAUGACUGCUGGCAUGUGGGACCCGUGAGCACGCAGAGGCGCGACCUGCCGGGGGACGGGUCCCCGAACCCGGCCUGUCCCCACCUUUCCAGGCCCCUUGUGCCUGGACAUGCGGGGCCCAGCUGAGCCCCCGGGGGAAAUCAGGAACUAGCACGUGAGGUACUCGGGGUCUGGGGCCCGCAGGUGGGGGGUGGGUUCCUGGCCACACCCCACACUCCCCCGCCCCGUCGAUCCUGUAAUGGCCCAGUGGAGACCCCCGGCAAAGCCAAGUGACCGUCUCACAGCUGCUGACAGAACACUACUCACCCCCGACAAAGGCGCCUCAGCGAAUACCAAAGGUCCCGCCCUGCGGAGGGCGGGGGCGGUCGGGCCUGGCGCUGUGGGCAGGGCCGAGGGGUGGCGGGCACGGGCGGGCGGGCCACACUCCAGCCUUGUCAGGUAUCUGUCCUUAAUUGUCCUGUAAGAUACUUUCAGCUGUUUCGUUUUCCUAAUUUAAUGCCCAUCCUUGUCUGACUGUGAACUGCUAACAGUGUUAAACUUGAUGUAAAUAAACGAGGGCCCCUCCCCCAGGGGAA